UCUCAGCAGUGUUCAGUCGAGCAGCAGCGGAAGUGGAAAACUUGCAGUAGAAACACACAAACUGAACUCAGCACCUCCUGCGAUGCUCCUGGAUGCUCCUCCGUUUUUAAACCUCCUCUUCCCUCCUUUUCUUCUUCUUCCUCUUCUUCUUCUCCUCCUCUUCUUCCCUCUGCCGUCUCGGGGAAACGCGCGCUGUGGCUCUCCGAUGUGAGUUCGCCCGUGCGUAAUAGUCCGGCUCCGUGCGCGCCGUCAUGGCUUAUCCUCAGGGUUUCCUCUUCCAGCCGUCCGUGUCCCUGUCUCUGCACUCCUGCCCGUCCUUCAGCUCCGGGGUCAUCUUAGGACCGAGGACGGAGGAGCUCGGCCGCUCCUCUUCGGGCUCAGCCUUCGCUCCGUACUCGGGCUCAGCGACCUCUCCCGGCUUCAACUCCCACCUACCGUACGGCGGGGAGCCCCGGGCCGCCGCCACCCUCAGCUCGUUUGUGAGUCCCAGCUAUGAUCCGUCCUCAGGGAUCUCUGGCUCCUUAGACUACCACCCAUUUGGGCCCCUGGGGCCGUACCCGUACGGAGACCCCUCCUACAGGAAGAACGCCACGCGAGACGCCACGGCCACACUGAAGGCCUGGCUCAAUGAGCACCGGAAGAACCCGUACCCCACCAAGGGGGAGAAGAUCAUGCUGGCCAUCAUCACCAAGAUGACCCUGACUCAGGUGUCCACCUGGUUCGCCAACGCCCGCCGGAGGCUGAAGAAGGAGAACAAGAUGACCUGGACCCCGAGGAACAGGAGCGAGGAUGAGGAGGAGGAGGACAACAUCGACCUGGAGAGGAACGACGACGACGACGAGCCGAUGAAAGCCAACAGCGAUGAGCCAGAGAUGAAGAGCAACACUGCUUCUCGUCUUCCUGCCUCUGUGGGGACCUCGUGCGUGUUGGUGUACAGAGAGGACAGCGGCAGCAGCAGCGACACCGACCGGAGCUUCACUGAUCCCGACUUUAAAGACUCAGGGGACAGGAGGCUGCCCCUCAUCCCGCGCCCCACUUCCACAGGGGCCCCUCCCCACAACACACCCCCAGGAACAGUCAGAGCAUCGGAGCCGCAGCGAGCAUCGAGCCCACCGUCAAAGGAGCACGUUGACUCCUGCAACCCCAUCCAGGGGCCAAACCCGGCCCCUAAACCCAAACUGUGGUCGCUGGCUGAGAUCGCCACGUCUUCAGAUAAAAGUAAAGGAUGUAGUGACUCUUCACAGAGCGUAGGGGCUCCCACCCACCCCACAUCCACAUCCCGGACCCCAUUCUCACACAGCACUGCCAUGCCCCGACACCUCUACUACACCUCCCCCUUCAUCCCCGGAUACUCCAGCUACGGCCCUCUGGGGCCCCUGCAUGGCGGCCCCGCCUCACAUUUAAAUGGAUUACAGCAGACGAUGCUGCAGAGAGCAGAGGCCAUAGCCAGAGACUGCAAACUACACAGUCAGAGCCAGCUGGACCUGCACGAACUCAAGAAGGGCAUGACGAACGUGUGACCUGAACCUUUAACACUUUAUUUACUGGGACCAGUAGACCUGGACCCUGGAAGCAGUAAACCUGGGACCAGUAAACCUGGGACCAGUGACCCUGGGACGAGUGUUGGUGGAAUUCUCCCGUGAAAUGUCCUGGAUAUCAAAGAAAACUUUAUCGAACACAGACUGCCUCCUGCAGAGGCCUCUGACUUUUAUUUAGAAACACAAAUAUUCAAUUUUAGAUGGUUUUUCUAUGUUGAUAAGAUGUAAUCUUUGUAGUGCGUUUCUGCACAGAACAUGAAGUAUCAUUAAAAGCUAGUUUUAUUAAUACGGA
Molecule: messenger RNA, 1830 nt
Organism: Epinephelus lanceolatus (giant grouper)
Lineage: Eukaryota; Metazoa; Chordata; Actinopteri; Perciformes; Serranidae
Gene: irx5b
Product: iroquois homeobox 5b
Biological process (GO): cell development; neuron differentiation; regulation of transcription by RNA polymerase II
Cellular component (GO): nucleus
Molecular function (GO): DNA-binding transcription factor activity, RNA polymerase II-specific; RNA polymerase II cis-regulatory region sequence-specific DNA binding
Source: RefSeq, a predicted model, not a curated record